Messenger RNA from Cimex lectularius (bed bug), 2044 nucleotides. RefSeq names its product cyclin-dependent kinases regulatory subunit-like. The record is from RefSeq and is a predicted model, not a curated record. Lineage: Eukaryota; Metazoa; Arthropoda; Insecta; Hemiptera; Cimicidae. Gene Ontology annotation, biological process: regulation of mitotic cell cycle. Gene Ontology annotation, molecular function: cyclin-dependent protein serine/threonine kinase activator activity; protein kinase binding; histone binding. The transcript is spliced from 3 exons. Bases 110 to 361 code for a protein of 83 amino acids. Gene Ontology annotation, cellular component: SCF ubiquitin ligase complex; cyclin-dependent protein kinase holoenzyme complex.
CUCGGCUUUUCCCGCCUGGAGACAUUCAGUUUGGUCAACGGCGUAAACCGUGUCCAUUGUGUCGAGGAGGCUCCCGAGUCCGACUUUUUUGCGAUUCGUCCCAGCAGAAAUGUCUCACAGAACAUCCCAGAUCUACUAUUCCGAAAAGUACUUCGACGACAAGUACGAAUACAGGCACGUUGUAUUACCUAAGGACAUGGUGAAAUUGCUUCCAACAGCAAGAUUAAUGACAGAAACUGAAUGGAGAAGCAUUGGUGUGCAACAAAGCCCUGGUUGGAUUCAUUACAUGAUUCACACGCCUGAGCCAUGGAUCCUGCUGUUCAAGCGACCCAUCACGACUCCACCACCAAACAAGGAAUAACGCGUUUUUACCCAUAUCAAAUUAAGCCUGAACCUAUUCCAGAUACUUUUUAAAGAGUUAAUUUCGAUUAUUUAGAUGUUAUAAAAUGUUAUUUAUGAAUCACUUCUACAGUUUAACUACAGACUCUUAUCAGAACAUAAUAUUAAUUGUGUGUUAAAUGUUCACAGAAUAAAAAACAAUAGCAAUUAUUUUCUUCUCAGAUUUUAUUUAUAUUUUAUCAGAUUUAAGUUUUGGGAAAUAAAUAAUCAACAUUAACUCGUAUAAUAUUUGAAAUAGUGUAGUGGCCCAAAAUCUCUCAUCGAUGAAGAGUUUAUAUUGGUUUUUUGUCAUCGAGGCUAAUAAAGAAUCAGCUUAUUUGUAACCUGUAUUAAUAUUCUGUUUUUUUUUUUGAAUACCACUAACAAUGUUAAAUAACUAAAAAUAUAAUAAGACUCGUAUUGGUUUAUUUUCUUUUUAUUGGUAGUGUUUUAUAAUUACAAAGAACGUCGAUAGUUCAUAGUGCUUUUUUUGCUGUUCUGUGAAUGGUGGAUAUAUUUAAUUUUAAAGCUAAAUUAUUUUAAACAAUAGGUUCAUUGGCGUAAUAUGUAUUGAACAAAAUUUUAAAACGGAUUACCUAAUUUUUUAGUUGUACCACUUUUGUCGGCGCAUUGCUUGAACAAACAAACCUGUUAUAAAAUUUUUUUUUUAUUUUGUUUGUUCAGCAAUAUUUUAUGUAAUUACUAAUUAAUAUUUGGAGGAAAAAAAAGAGCGAGAGAGAGGGAGAGUUUAUUUAGGUACCUUAGCACAAAUUUUGAUUAAUUCUGUAUUAAUUUGUCUACAAUUACAUUAAAUAUUAUAAAACUUAAUCAGGGUGCAAUGAGUAAUGAUUGUAUGAAUGUGUUUUCUCCGUGUUCAGAAAAUAGUUAUUUUGUACAUGUAUAAAUGUUUAAAACUAUUCUCUACUUGCGCUUUGAAACCCGAAAAUAAACAAUGCUUUUCUUUUUUAGACUGCUGUUUCCAAUCAAAUAAAAGGUUUAAUUUGAGUAGUAAAAAAAGAAAUGAUUACAUUUAUAUGGAAAUAAAACAAUCAUAUAAAUAUUAAAAUUGUGAUGACUAUUUUGUGUAGAAAAGAUAUUUGUAUUUUAAGAAUAUGUACUAUAUAGUUUUAAUGCUCGUUGUUAUUGUUACAUUUCGCUAGUUUUCUCGUUUUUGUAUAGGUGACAGUUGUCUCAAGUUAGUAUGAUGUGAUUGCCACUGAUUAAGUCCUAAUUGAAGUAGAUUUAGCAAAAUAUAUUAUAUGACUUUAUGUGUCACAUAAACUUGUGGCUGGAAUAUUUUGAAAUUUUGUUUCUUUGUGAUCAAUUUGUAUUUUCUAUAUAUUUGUUUUAAACAUUCCUAUGUUGUAUUGAAAUCAUACCAUUUUUAUAAAUAUAUAUUUUUAAUUAAACUGAAGUUACGCGGAUUUUAUUAUAUUCCAGCUUCUUUUGAAGGUUUAUUCAUUUUUAUUGCUACUCUGCAGUCGAUAAGUUGUAAAAGUAUAAUAAACAAAUUCAAAAAAAUUUAUUUUUCUACUUAAUUCGAAUCUGAUCUAGAACGUGUUAACCAUGUUACUCUGAUUCACUUUUUUCCCUUCUCAUGUUAAAAGAUAAUGGGAGAUUUGUGGUUUUCUGAAUAUUUCUCAGUUCAAAAAAAAAAAAAAAAAAA